Molecule: messenger RNA, 2757 nt
Organism: Rhododendron vialii
Lineage: Eukaryota; Viridiplantae; Streptophyta; Magnoliopsida; Ericales; Ericaceae
Product: pentatricopeptide repeat-containing protein At5g38730
Exons: 2
Coding region: 208-1980 (590 amino acids)
Molecular function (GO): protein binding
Source: RefSeq, a predicted model, not a curated record
AGUAACAUUCAAGCCAAUUUUUCUGAACCCUCGGAGUUCAAGUUGUCUCCCCGGUCCCCUCCUCUGGUGAUAACACGAAUUAGGGUUUUAGCAACCCUUCUUCUUGUUCGAAUUUUCAAGCUUUCUUGGAACAAACAGCAUUUCUGAAACCAGGUAAAGUGAAUUUUGUUCCUUCCAAUUAGGCUUGGACAGUUCAUAACAUACUCGAUGGCUAGCUUAGUUUCUCUAACCAAUGAAACCCAAUUUGUCAAAAUCGUGUGUGCAAUUGUUGUGAAGGGACACUGGGACAAUCUUUUGAAGCCCAAAAUUGGGUCUAGUCUCACCUCAACAAUCAUUAACCAAGUACUUCUGUGCCUUCCCUUAGAUGGGUCCUCUCUUUCUUGGUCAUUUUUCAAGUGGGUUGAAUCAAUUCCAAGUUACAAGCACUCUCUACAGUCUUCUUGGGCUAUGAUUCACAUCCUCACUAAGCAAAAACACUACAAAACUGCACAAAACAUGCUUGAAAAGAUUGCUUUACGGGAUUUCCUGUCGUCUCCAACGGUUUUGAAUUCGCUUACGGGAAAUGGUGAUGACCCAGAUUCGAACUCGCAAGUUUUGAGCUGGUUGGUGAUAGUUUACGCUAAUUUGAAGAUGACCCAAAAUGCAAUUCAAGUGUUUGAACACAUGAGAGUUAAUGGGUUUAAGCCUCAUUUGCAUGCUUGUACUGUGCUUUUGAAUUCAUUGGUGAAGGAUGGGUUGACUGAUAUGGUGUGGAAAAUAUACAAGAAAAUGGUGAAAAUCGGGGUUGUGGCUAAUAUGCAUGUGUUCAACGUGUUGAUCCAUGCUUGUUGCAAGUCUGGAGAUGUUGAAAAGGCAGAACAGUUGUUGAGUGAAAUGGAGCUUGCGGGUAUGUUUCCGGAUCUUUUCACUUAUAACACGUUGAUCUCUUUGUAUUGCAAGAAGGGUAUGCACUAUCAAUCUUUGUCAAUUCAAGAUAGAAUGGAACAAGGGGGAGUGUGUCCCGAUAUUGUGACGUAUAAUUCUCUUAUUUAUGGGUAUUGUAGAGAAGGUAGAAUGAGAGAGGCUUCAAGGCUUUUUAAGGAUAUUAAAGGUGCUGUCCCUAAUCAUGUGACAUACACUACCCUAAUUGAUGGGUAUUGCAGAGUGAAUGACAUGGAUGAAGCUGUACGAUUGCGUGCGGAAAUGGAGACUAAAGGAUUGUAUCCUGGUGUUGUCACUUAUAAUUCGAUUCUCCGCAAGUUAUGUGCACAAGGUAGAAUAAGGGAUGCAAAUAAACUCUUAAAUGAGAUGAAUGAAAAGAAGAUUGAACCAGAUAAUAUCACGUGUAACACAUUGAUUAAUGCUUACUGCAAGAUAGGAGAUUUGAAGUCUGCAUUGAGAGUAAGACGUAAGAUGUUGGAGGCUGGAUUGAAACCUGAUAAUUUUACUUACAAGGCAUUGAUUCAUGGGUUUUGCAAGGCAAAGGAGAUGGACAGCGGUAAAGAUUUGUUAUUUGAAAUGCUUGAUGCAGGAUUUUCUGCAAGUUAUUGUAUAUAUUCUUGGCUUGUGGAUGGAUACUGCAAUCAAGACAAUGAAGAGGCAAUUGUAAGACUGCUCGAAGAGUUUUUGAGAAAAGGUCUUUGCGUUGACAUCUCAGUUUACAGGGCACUAAUAAGAAGGCUAUGUAAGAGAGAGAAGGUUCAUUUUGCUCAACGGAUUUUCAUUCUUAUGCAAGGAAAGGGAAUAUUAGGAGAUAGUGUUGUGUAUACUAGUCUAGCAUACGCUUAUCUGAAAACGGGGGAAGUAACUGUUGCUUCGGAUCUGUUAGAUGAAAUGUAUAGGAGGCGGUUAAUGAUAACUCUCAAGCUUUAUCGAAGUUUCAGUGCUUCUUAUGCUGAUGACAAGGGCAUCUUAGAUAUCUUUUGGGGUCGUGCGGUUGAAAGAGGCCUUAUUUCGAAAAGUAUUCAAAUAUAUCUACAGCAUUUGAAAUUACACUCGUAGGAAGUCUAUGACACUCUAAAGCUUGAGAGAAAAACUGUUUCUAGACGUGCGGCGAUGUAACAUUAGUCACAAGUGGAUGGUUUUGCAAAAUAUGCGGUUAGCCGUACAUGAACUUGUACCAUGGACAAUGGCCUUAUGGUUUCAUGCUAGAAUCUCUUGCAUAGACGAGUGUGGGCAGCCUAAAAUUGGAUGGCUCAUUGCAUCCUCAUGUAAUAGCGACAGCCAUGUCUCCCGCAAUGAAAGGCUGCAUUAAAGCCUCAAUGAUAAAUAAUGGGCCUAUAUAUUUCUAGAGUCACGUGGUAGCAUUAUUGCUCUUCUUGAGACUAUGGAACCAUCUUACCUCAGCUUUGGGGACAUUUUCCUCGCCAGUGCCAGAACCCUAGAAUUCAAGUAUCUCUUCUUUGAAAAUGCAGGUAUGGCAAAGUGAAUAGAAGCUUUGUGCCGAGCUGCUGAACUGGAGAACGUGAUGAAGGCUAAGAGAAGCGGAAGCAGAUGCAUAAGCAUUUUAGGUGCCUGUUCCUUACAAUGGUUUCGUCUUCUCACAUUUUAACUAGUUUGCCGCUGUCUUAAACUCAGAUUGGCAGAAGGGACAAAAAUUGCACUAGGGAAAGUUUUUUGCGACACAAAAUCACACUGAAAAGGUGACGUUUGUUUUCCAGUCCCAUGUGGGAGGUUGGUGGCAGUGGUAUUACUUACUUUAGCUUAUCUUUCCUAGUGCCAUGACAUACAAUUGCUCAUCUUAGGCGAUGACAUACAAUAACUUAUUGAUGAAUGAUA